Molecule: messenger RNA, 1308 nt
Organism: Suillus paluster
Lineage: Eukaryota; Fungi; Basidiomycota; Agaricomycetes; Boletales; Suillaceae
Exons: 8
Coding region: 153-1094 (313 amino acids)
Biological process (GO): reciprocal meiotic recombination; DNA repair; meiotic DNA recombinase assembly
Cellular component (GO): replication fork; Rad51B-Rad51C-Rad51D-XRCC2 complex; Rad51C-XRCC3 complex
Molecular function (GO): four-way junction DNA binding; ATP-dependent DNA damage sensor activity; ATP binding
Source: RefSeq, a predicted model, not a curated record
CAUCAAGAUUCAAGAAGCUUGUCUUGUAAGUACUGUAAGUACAUCGUGUCCUUCCUGCAGGUUCUAGACUGAGGGUAUCGGUAAUCUGAGUAGCAAGCGACAAUACAAUUUGUGGAGCUGCCGCGGAAGGUCAUCAAACUUAUCACCACAGCAUGUCCAGGAAUAUCUUCCUCCACCCAACCCUGCCGUGCUCAACCCAACUAGCACUCAGACGCGCAGGUUACGAAACACUCGACAAUCUCUCCAGCACUUCCGCAGAAGCUCUAUCUAAGGAACUGAAGAUAGCUAUCUCCGAAUCGCAAACCAUAAUCACCGCAUCGCAGCGGCCUGCAGGGCCGCCUUUAAGUCAAUCCUUAGCUUCCUUGAUAUCUAGAUCACAGACAUUUGCGUGUAGCUACGCUACUGUGAAUACGGCACUCGGUGGCGGUCUUCCGAGAGGACGCAUACUAGAAAUAUCUGGACCCCCGGGCAGUUUCAAAGAAACUCUUGCACUAGAUUAUACUCGCAUUUUUGUUGAAUCAAACGAAGAGGUCAUAUUCGUUGAUACCCAGAACACGACUAGCCUCGCCACGAUCAAGAAGACUUUUCGCACUUCCCCUGCAGCUGCUGACUAUCGGGAUCUCGUUCGUUAUGCGCACCUCCAUACCCUCCCAGAUCUAAUGAUAUUCAUCCACAACCUACUAUCGGAAAUUCACCCGAAGACGGGGCUCCUCGUUCUCAAUUCGAUUUCAUUUCCGUUCCUAUCUCAUCCAGAUCUCCAGUACUCGAAACGGACAGCGCUGCUGGACAAGAUCCGUCAGGUAUUUUUACGAGCAAGUUCAUUGAACAAUCUGACGAUUAUCACAACUUCACAAAUGUCAACGAAAUUGCUCAAUGCUGACGGCUCUCCAGGGAACUUUGAAACAGGAGCAAAGGCGGUGAUGGUACCACAACUAGGUUCGACCUAUCUACCAAGCGGUCGAUCGUAUCGAUUGGUAAUUGUUCCAGACUCACGUACAACAGGAGCGGUGCAACUUCUUUCAUCUCCUGUGCCCCAGCCAGGGGAAGCGCCGCCUCCCCGGCACCAAUAUGAUAUAUGCCACAUCGACAAUUAAUUGACAAGUGUAUGGCCAGCAAACCGUGAAGCCUGAAGCGUUCUUCACGGAUCUUCACAUCUAUCUUGAGCUGCGGUGAUGACCUCGUCGGGUGUGAUGAUCAUAUCCAUCUUCCAAUCAUGGUCCAACAUCGGCACUUGUCCCUCUUCUAAAAGUUGCUGUUUCAAAGCUAACGCGACUUAAAAUCACCCGUGAGAUUUUAGUUCCGCGCUAA